ACAGAAAAUUAUUUGAUUUUUAAAUUUCAAAUAGUACCAUAUAAAUUGAGACAGAAAAGAAAAUGUUUCUAUCACUUAUGUCCAAAAUGGGAAAUAUACAUUCAUGUGAGAUAUAAAAGGAGAAUUUAUUAUCAUCAAUUCAAUAAUAUUCCAAUUUUCAAAUUAAAAACAGAGAAGAUCAGUAAAAAAAAAACUUAUUUUUUAUCAGCUUCAUAUUACGUUACCCCCCAUCCCCAACCCCACCCCAAAUAAGGAUCUAUAAAUUUACUGAGUUUCCUCAUCAACUCAAACAAUAUUUCAACAAUCGAAAAUAUAAUAUGAAUAUGGCAAAAAUAAUCAAAAUCUUGUUCUUUUCUUUUCUUUUCCUUUCAAGUGCAUUUCUCACAAUAUCUCUAGAAGUUGGUACGUUAAAUUUAUUAAUUCAACAAAUUUUAGCUUUAGUAGUGUAAUUUUUAUUUUUUUAUACUGUCAGUGUACAUAAUUAUAAGUUUCUUAAUAAUGUCUGGAUAAUUGUAGAUCAAAUGAGUGAUGAGUUUAGUUACGAUCAAAACGCGAAGAAUGGGCCAUCUAAAUGGGGGAAAAUCUCGAGAUACUGCAAUGGGAAUUUACAGUCUCCAAUUGAUUUUGAUAACAAAGUGGUUGAAGUUGUAUCAAAUUUAGGAAUUCUUCAAAAAUACUACAAACCGUCCAAUGCCACUCUUGUGAAUAGAGGACAUAAUAUCAUGUUGAGAUGGGAUGGUGAUUCAGGAUACUUGAAGAUAGAUAAAACUCAAUAUCAACUCCAACAAAUUCAUUGGCACACACCUUCCGAACAUAGUAUCGAUGGGAAAAGGUAUGAUAUGGAGGCUCAUUUGGUACAUAUGAGCAGUGAUGGAAAAACUGCUGUCAUUGGAAUCCUCUACGAAAUUGGAUUAUUGCCUGAUGAUCUCCUAACCAUACUAGAAGGUGAUUUAAUAGCUGUUGCUGAUAAAAGAGGUGCAGAAAAAGGCAUGGGAAAAAUUGAUCCAAAUAUAAUAAUAUUGGAUGUUAAUAUAUAUUAUAGAUAUAUUGGCUCCCUAACUACUCCACCUUGCACUGAAGGUCUUGUUUGGACUAUUGAUGGAAAGGUUAAUAGUGUAACGGCAAGACAAAUAAAACUGCUCCAAGAUGCUGCUGUUAACGGAUUUGAAUACAAUGCCAGACCAGUUCAGCUAUUAAACAGACGUUCUAUCAAAUUUAAUAAACCUUAUUAAUUUCAUUGGUCGGCUUAUAUGAACUUUGACAAAGGUUCGCUAGGGAAAAAAAUGUAUUAGUUGCCUUGAAUUUGUGUUGCAAUUGUUCCAAACAUAUGAUCGACGAGGAAAUUAAUGCCAUUACAUGUGUAGGCACGUGGAUUGCGUCCCUAAUAUUAUAGGAUAUUUCUCUAUAAAUUCUUGAAGGAUUUUCUGUAUAAGUUUUUUUAUUUAUUUGUUCUUACUCUUAGCAAAAGAAUAUAACAAUUAGCGAAGUAAUUACCUAGCUAAAUGUAUAGUUGUACACUAAACUGCUUAAACUAAAGUUAAAAUAGCUGAUGGGUGUA
Messenger RNA from Solanum pennellii, 1558 nucleotides. RefSeq names its product bifunctional monodehydroascorbate reductase and carbonic anhydrase nectarin-3-like. Bases 522 to 1232 code for a protein of 236 amino acids. The transcript is spliced from 6 exons. Gene Ontology annotation, molecular function: carbonate dehydratase activity; zinc ion binding. The record is from RefSeq and is a predicted model, not a curated record. NCBI's taxonomy places the organism in Eukaryota, Viridiplantae, Streptophyta, Magnoliopsida, Solanales, Solanaceae.